CUUGAAAUUCCAAAGCUACAUGUACCCUCUCUACAUGUAGGCACCUACUGUCAACUGACUUCAAUGUUGCUUUCUCGACUCAGCCUGCCUACCUACCUACUUACUUGGGAUACCUACAUAUAUCUACAUGUGUGCAACAUCGAAAAAGCUCGUGAUUGAAACCCCUCUUCCCAAAGUACCACAAAGAGUCUCCUUCUUUUACCCAAUCCUAUCUAAAAACACCCGUGUAGGAUAGGGACCUGGAACGACAAUUCAUCAUUUCACUCCCUAACUUUCUCGUGUACAUUGAUGGACAUAUCUGUAUCAUGCAGGGUGUCUAGGACUUUGUAGUGUGAUCAUUACAACCGAGACGCAAGUCCCGCCUGAGCAAAGAAAGUAAUUGGGCUCCUGCAGCAUUCCAAUGUCAACAGAUAAGCCAUAUAUGAAGCCUUGUUCUCCAACCCGUCUAAUUCCCCUCUCCUCAACUGACUCAAACGCCUUUCCCAUACUUGGUACCUAGGUCUUUACCAUCAUCCCUGGUCUUAUUAGGAAUUCUCUACCUACACCCAACAUGGAGGGCUUGGAGGUGUUCAUGAGAAACCUCAAACCUGGUCUUUCGGACGAGGGCUUGCGAACACAGUUGACUCCCUUCAUCACCGAUAACUUGAAAGUCAUAGAGUGGACUUGUCAGAAAACACGUGGGAAGAAGUUCGGGACCGUCCUUUUUCUCUACCGAUCCCACGGCGAACUAUUCCUUCAACAUUAUGGUGAAGCUACUUUACCUGGGAGGUCUCGAACAAUAGCUCGCCUACAUAUCCUAGGAAAUCCUAUAUUUUGCAGCAAAAGCAAACACGCCUUGGAUACAUUUGCUCUCAGAGCCUUGAAAAAAGCAGUAGAGGAAAUUAUGGAGGCGAAAAGGGAGCAAGAUGAGGAUGAACAGCCACUGACGAGAGAUGUGUCUACCACCUUCGAAUUGCUCGGUCUUUCGUGUGGUCAUUACGAAUACCCAGACGGUAGAUUGGGCUUUGCUGAAGACGUUGGGUGGGACAAUAAAGGCCUGGCCAAAUUUGGGAGGUAUGAACUUAUUAUCACAUUACAAUCGCACGUCCGUGUAGAAAUACCGUAUCGUACUGUCCACGAGGUGAUUGUCGAUAAACGAGCUACAUCAUUUACCUUUACGCUUUGGGAAGUACCGCGGUUCUUUGAUACUACCAAUGAUCUCACGGAUCCAAGUCUCGUUUCUCUAAUUGGUCAGCUAGACAUGGCUCCGAGGUCUAACAUUCCGCCCAGGACCCGACUAGACAAACUCCCGCGUGGCCGUGGUGAGAACCACGCAGAUAUUUUGGGGCAGUCUCUCAUCUAUUGUGCUAGAGUAUCGCCAUCUGACUUCCAUUCCCGGUUCGAGAAACUGAAGAAGGCGAAAGAACAACUCGCCUUUGUGUUCUAUCAAUUUCCAUAUACCGGUCAAUAUAGCAGAAGCGACAUGGUUUCCGAGAUGAUUUCCACGCAAAGACUCCUCGAUGACUGUACCACACAAGGCGAUAUACCCUUUGACGUUCUUUUCCAAUUCCAAGCCCUUAUGCAGAAUGGCUAUCUUCUACCUCGGACCGUUCAAGCCUUAGUCGAACGCCUCCGCCGGGCGGUACGAACAUCCUCUACAGCGGAUACGAGAAAGGGGUCCAAACCCCCGUGUCCCAUUUCUGCAAGGGCUGUCAAAAAGCUAUUCUUUCAAUUAGACUUUCCUGGCCCUGAAAUUGAGGCAAGCCUGUUUGACCCAGAACACCUUUGGAUAUAUCUCCAAGAAAAUGAGAAAGAGGUUCGUGAAGGUCUCAGGAAAGAGUUGGUAUCCGAAAGAGCACGGCAAAAUCUCGAAAUGGUCUAUAAGGUACAAGUGACUCCCACUCGAAUUUCUCUUCUUGGACCAGAGCCUGAGGCCAAAAAUCGAAUACUCCGAAAAUUUCCCAACCACACUGGCUACUUUGCACGUGUACAAUUUUGCGAAGAGGAUGGCCAGGAUGUGUUCUUCAAUGCUAAGGUAUCCCUGGAUGAGGUCUGGAAACGAUUCAAACGUGUACUCCUGCGUGGCAUCCACAUCGCCGGCCGCGAAUACAAGUUUCUGGGAUUUUCACACUCUUCCCUUAGAGCACAUGGCGUAUGGUUCAUGGCUCCAUUUGUUGACCAUAAUUGGAAACUUCAAACUUAUAAAUCCGUAAUUGGUCAACUAGGAACAUUCGACAAGAUCUUCUCGCCCCCUAGAUGUGCUGCGCGGAUCGGCCAGGCCUUCUCAGAAACCCCAUUCUCGGUCAACCUCGAGGAUCUUGGAGUCAAAGUUGAAUUUAUUCCGGAUGUGAAGUCGGCAGAUGGAAAUCGAGUUUUUAGUGAUGGCGUUGGGACGUUGUCUAGGUCACUAAUGGAAGCGAUUCAAGCGUCUCUAUCCCAGACGCGAAACAACAGUACAUGCUUCCAAAUCAGGUGGGGCGGUGCUAAAGGAAUGCUUGCUUUAGACGACACUCUUGAGGGGAUGGUGAUGCGGAUUCGAAAUGAGAGCAUGGUCAAGUUCGAAAGUAAAGAUAUUACGAACCUAGAAAUAUGCGACACGGGGAACAAGCCCAUCCCUCUUGUUCUCAAUCGUCAAAUGAUCAAGAUAUUAGAGGAUAUGAACGUUGCGGAAGAUUGGUUCUUCCAAAUGCAGAACGGCGAGCUCGAUAGGCUGCGUAUGAUCACAGCCUAUGUUCAGAACACAAUAGUGUUCCUCAAGAGGCAGAAAAUUGCAGAGCCAAUCAAUUUCUCCAAGUUCAUUCGCCGGCUUCAUAAACUGAAAAUCGAUUACAGGAACGAUCGAUUUCUGUGUUCCAUUGUCGAAACUGUUGUUCUCGAAAAAGUGCGUCUUCUCAAGCAUAAGGCCCGGAUUCCAGUAGAGAAGGGCGUUACGUUGUUCGGCAUCAUGGACGAGUUCGGCUUUUUGGAGGAGGACGAAAUCUAUGUCACGUUCGAUAAAAAGGACAGGCACUCGAGAAGUGAAAGAGAGCUUCAUAAUAAAAACGUCUUGGUUACUAGGUCUCCUGCCCUCCAUCCCGGCGAUAUUCAACUGCGAACAGCGGUGCUUCCCCCGUAUUGGCACCCACUCCGUUCACUCUCUAACUGUGUUGUGUUCAGCCAGAAGGGGCAGAGAGACUUACCUAGCCAACUCAGUGGCGGUGAUCUAGACGGGGAUAUAUACAACAUUAUCUGGGAUGAAUAUGCAGUUGCAUCGUCGACACGUGAAUUUGAACCGGCUGACUAUCCUCGAGUUAACCCCUUGGACAUUGGCCGACAGGUGAACGAGGAAGAUAUGACAAACUUCUUUGUUGAUUUUAUGGCCACUGACCAAUUGGGGGUGAUCGCCACCAAGCACCUGAUCCUUUCGGAUAUGAUGGACGCUGGCACUGUGGAUAAGGAGUGUAAGAUACUGGCAGAGCUGCAUUCCACCGGUGUAGAUUACAGCAAAACAGGCAUACCGAUCGAUACCAACAAACUCAGAAAACUAACUGCAACACGAUACCGUCCAGACUUCCUAGCACCGGCGCCCCCGGCGCAUAUUGUUGAUCGAACAGAAGUCAAGUUUGAGAAUACGAAGAAAGCUUUGGUCGAAGAUGAGGAUGAUGAGAGGGGUCCACGUUACAAAUUCUACAAGUCUGAAAAGGUUCUUGGCAAGCUCUAUCGAGCUAUUGAUGAGAAUAAGAUUUGGAAAAAGGACAUUCACCAGUCUUUCAGUCGCCACGGCCCCUCAGUGUGGAAACAAUUAGAGAUGCAUAUUUCGAAGCAGUGCCAGAAACUGCGGGGCGUGAAUUGGUCACCUGGGCGACCUGCACUGGACGAGGCUUGUCGUAUUCGAAUGGCGUACGACGAAGAAGUUUGGAGCGUGGCAAUGGACUUCUCGGACAAUUCGACCAAGGGCCUAAGCGAGCUUGAGGUCUUCACAGGAAGCAUUUUUAACAAGACUGGCUCCUUAACCCGACGACAACGAGAUAAUUCAAUCCGUCUCAAAGACGACUAUGAUCGCAUCGCCAGAUGGGCUGGAGGCUUGAUUCGAAAGAAGAAGAUAGAGCCGCAAGAGGACGAGGAUGACGAUGAUAGCGACUACGACGAGCAUGAGAAUGCUAAGGUGCCAAGCAAUAUGCCUAACAGCCCUGACGGCUUAGACGGCAUAUCGGCUCUUGAACUGAGCGUCGCCUGUUUCAUGGUUAGUAUCGAAAAACCUGCCAAUUUUGGCAGAAACCAGGACACUUUUCAGAGCUUUAAGAUCGUUGCGGCCCAAUGCGCGUUGUCUGAGCUGGAGAUAGCCUCGAUGCAGCAGGAGAUCGCCGAAGGGGCAGCCUUCGCGACAGCGAGCGCAAAGUAGAUAAGAAUGAUUCAACGGCUUGUUCAGUGAGUAUUUCACAUGCCUACCUAUUUACCUAGGUAGGCUCCUAAGCAUGCGGGGGGUUCAAGCAGCAGGUUUUCUUUUGGGUUUACUACUCGGUUCCAAGGCUACCUAUUCCAUAGGUAAAUUUAUCUCAGUGUACCUAUGCGGACUGGUUUUCAUUGGAGGGGACUAAAGUACCAGGCAUGUCAAGUAUUCUCUACUCGGUCAUGUGUCUAGGGGAGGAGAGAAGAGGAAGGCAAACGGGCAUUUAACGAUGAUCAUGAUUAUAACGAGCUGUCUACCUAGGCAGGCACUAAUCUAGUUGAAUACUUGUUCAUGUUGUUCUAAAAAC
Hypoxylon fragiforme is the source of this 4715-nucleotide messenger RNA. RefSeq names its product RdRP-domain-containing protein. Gene Ontology annotation, molecular function: RNA-directed RNA polymerase activity. Gene Ontology annotation, cellular component: nuclear RNA-directed RNA polymerase complex. The transcript has 4 exons. Lineage: Eukaryota; Fungi; Ascomycota; Sordariomycetes; Xylariales; Hypoxylaceae. Gene Ontology annotation, biological process: siRNA processing. The record is from RefSeq and is a predicted model, not a curated record. The coding region runs from base 551 to 4360 and encodes 1269 amino acids.